Molecule: messenger RNA, 1641 nt
Organism: Caenorhabditis remanei
Lineage: Eukaryota; Metazoa; Nematoda; Chromadorea; Rhabditida; Rhabditidae
Exons: 8
Coding region: 1-1641 (546 amino acids)
Source: RefSeq, a predicted model, not a curated record
AUGCUGAAAAAACCAGAAGGGGAUAGAAUUAUGGCCAGCACUCAGGAAAAACCAGGCCCAGUAGAAAAAUGGGCGGAGCAUGUCGACCGUAACCCAACCGAUGACAUCAAGGAGGAGAUUCCGAAGAAGGGAGGAGGAAAACGUAACGCGAAAGUGGUUCCAACCAGUGACCCACCACUGCCAAAAGGUGGAAAACUGAAAUUGACGGAAGGCGUCGUUCAGGAUUAUAUAAAUAUCGAGAAGGCAAUCAAUCGAUUGGAACGGAAGAAUGUUUUAAAGAAAUUUGAGUCGCAGACGAUUUACGCGGAUAACUUGAAGAAUACGGUGGAGCAGUUGGAGGCGGUGCUUAAAGAGUUGAGAAAGCAGACUGAACGCGAGAAAACGGAUCUCAAAAACAUCGAGCAACCUUCCGUCCGUGACUUUCUCAAACAACAAGGACAAUGGGACGAGCGUUAUCAAAAAGAGAAAUCCGAGUACGAAGACGCGAUGGUUCGACAGGAGACGGUGCAGAAGGAGUUGAAUAUCGCCCGUGUCAAUUAUGAUAACGCGGUGAAGAUUCAGGAGAUUUAUAAGCAGCAGACGGAUAAUUUGAAUGGUUUGUACGAGGAACAGGACAAGAUGUUGGAGGCGAUAUUCGGCACGGAUUACGCGUCGGAGAAGGAAAAUGUGCUCGAGGGAGAGGUCGACGACAUGGUAGACUGGCAGCAACGUGUCUCGCUGGCAAUGUUCAAAUGGGCAAAUGGAAGAGUUUUGUUGGUUCACGCCCUGACUCAACUCACGUUUGGAAUCAAUCGAUGGCAGGAUGUGCAGAAGAUUGAGAAGGAAAACGAGCGCGGCCGCUACUUCGCCGCUGCAGAGGCCCGUAACAACUUUGUGGCCGCCGCUCAAAAUGUGCAAUCAUGUCGGAUGUACCUGAAUAAAGUGGAUUUUCCAUAUGGCACCGAAAAGGAGAUCGCACUUUUGGAGGACACCGUGAAUAAGGCGUUUCGUAAUGUGGAUAACGAUUCGGAAAUGAAGAAAGCGCUCAAGGUAUUCCAAGAGACGCAACAAAAAGUGGCUUCACUCAUCCAAUGGUUCGACAAAGUCAUCAAUGACACGAUUCGAAAAGAUUUGGAUCAAGCAAACAAUGAAUUGAUCAAGAAGCAGAAAGCGUUGAGGGAGGAGAGAUUGACGUUGAUGAAGAGAUUGGCCAAAUCCCAACUCGACGUGGAUAUGAAAAUCGAGUACGACGACGUGGCAGAUGAUGAGUUGGAGCGAGAGCUCAAAGAGCUCGAGCGCCAAGCUCUUCGGGAUGUAGAAAAGUUGAAGGAAGCCGACGUACAAGGGAUUCUAGACCUUAGCAAGCAGGGCGGGAACGUGGUGACCCCUCUAAACAAGUUGGCGCCCUUACCAUCGAAAGACGCUCUAUUUGGAGACGUCAAACAGAAACUGGAUGAAUACGAUGAGACGAGGAAGCAAUUCGAACGGCGGAACAAUUUGCAGCGGGAGAAACAAUCGAUCGCGUUGCAGGAGAAGUUGAAGUUGAGGCAACAGAAAAAUCGAAGGAAUCGCAAGGAGCGGAGGGAUAGCAUUGGAGCGUCAGGGGUGGUGGAGCAGGCCGUCACAAAGACUGGCAAGAAGAAGGCGACAAGAGAUCAUUGA